Castor canadensis (American beaver) is the source of this 939-nucleotide messenger RNA. RefSeq names its product taste receptor type 2 member 14-like. Gene Ontology annotation, molecular function: G protein-coupled receptor activity; bitter taste receptor activity. Gene Ontology annotation, biological process: G protein-coupled receptor signaling pathway; detection of chemical stimulus involved in sensory perception of bitter taste; sensory perception of taste. The record is from RefSeq and is a predicted model, not a curated record. Gene Ontology annotation, cellular component: membrane. NCBI's taxonomy places the organism in Eukaryota, Metazoa, Chordata, Mammalia, Rodentia, Castoridae.
AUGGGUGGUGUCUUUGACAGCACAUUUACAAUCAUUUUUGUUUUGGAACUUGUAAUUGGAAAUUUAGGAAAUGGAUUCAUAGCCUUGGUGAACUGCAUGGACUGGGUCAAGAGAAGAAAGAUGUCUUUAGUUGACCGAAUCCUCACUGCUUUGGCCAUCUCCAGAAUUGCUCUGCUCUGGUCAGUAAUCAUAACUGUAUUGUUAUUUUUGCUAUUCCCAGCUCUAGGUAAAACUGAAACAAUGAUGAGAAUGAUCAAUAUCAUUUGGUUAGUGACCAACCAUUUUAGCAUCUGGCUUGCUACAAUCCUCAGCAUCUUUUAUUUUCUCAAAAUAGCCAAUUUUUCCAACUCUAUUUUUCUUUACAUGAAGUGGAGAGUUAAAAAAGUGGUUUCAGUGACAUUGCUGGUGAGCCUGGUGUUCUUGUUUUCAAUUACUGUACAGAUGGGCACAUAUAUUGGUUACUUGAUUAAUGAAAAUGAAAGAAACAUGUCUUACAGAACCAGGUCAAGUAACCCUGCAGAAUUGUACAGAGUUACUUUAAUUCUCACCACUGUUUACAUUUCCAUACCAUUUACUUUGUCCCUGACAACUUUUCUCCUGCUAAUCUUCUCCUUGUUGAAGCAUAUGAAGAAGAUGCAGCACAAUGCCAAUGGAUCCAGAGAUGCCAGCACCAUGGCGCACAUAAAAGCCUUGCAAAAUGUGACGGUCUUCCUCUUAUUGUACUCCAUUUUCUUUCUGUCUCUUAUUGUACAAGUUUGGAGUACCAAAUUCCUGGUGAAAAAUGAGACCAUCUUCUUUUGCUUGGCUGCUGGAUUGACUUUUCCUUCAAUCCACUCUUGUGUCCUGAUUCUUGGAAACAGUAAACUGAGACAGUUGUCUCUUUUGGUGCUGUGGUGGCUAGGGUGCAGGUUCAAAGAUGUGGAAAACUCGGGUCCCUAA